AGGCCAUUGGCAUAUCUUACUAUAACAUUGAGAUAACCAUAUCAAAACAAGACCAGUACGCAAGACGCCCAACUACUUUUUCCGCGUCGCAGAUCAGCACAGCUGUGUAGCCUAGUCUAGACCCCGCUCCCGGCGCCAGAAGCUAAGCUACAGUAAGCCAUCUCAAGCCCGGAAACAACCCCCCGCAUCCUCUUCCUGCAUCUCCAACAACUGUAUACUACUAUCCUCAUACAAGAAUCCCACCCCACACUAUCAACAAUGAUGCGCCGAUUCGCUCACCGCGACCGCACACCCAACCAAAACGACGAUGCCGCAACGUCGGCCGAUGACGCGGAUGUCAGCCCCGACAACAACCAAUACUACCCGAGUUUGGAAGAUGUGCUGAAGACGCGCUAUAUCCUGUCAUGGAAGAUCGUUCCUGAGGGCCUGCCUUCGGAGAUUGUCGACAUGAUCGUCGAUGCGGCGGAGUAUUGGCCGUCGACGGUGACGCGACUGCAGAAGAAGAUGGUGGUGCAUCAGGAUCGGGACGCUGUGGUCGUGGUAACGCAGCCGCUUUGCUAUGAUGAGACGAAUAAAAAGACACAAGAAAACCCCACCCCAAAGCCACGCCCACACCGAACCAUCCACCCCUGCCGCAAGAUCGUCUUUACAAUAGACAGCCGCGACCAAGGCUGGGGCGGCGGCCGACGAACUACACCCUACGAAGGCUCCUUCACGUGGUUCGACGUAGACGUGAUGCAUUCCGCAGAGCAGCGCGCGCCAGACGCCCCGGGACCAGAGUUCCACCCACCACAAGGCGGCUUCCAAAACGACGCCCCGCUUCUCCUUCCAAAUGCCCAUAAACUGCAGUGUAACAAGACAGCUGUGGGCGAGACGCAGCGUCAUGUUGUCACGUGGCACUAUCAGGACUGUAUAGAAGAGGACUCGGUGGAGGCGGAGGAGAUUGCGACUGAAACGGGGAGGGGGUGCGCUACGCUCGAUGGGAAAACGGUGCGGGAACUUGAGGUGGGCGAUGCGCUGGUGGUGUGGGCGCGCGCGAGGUUUGGAGGGUGGUCGAAUCGCGUGUAUGGGUUUUGGGUGAGGACUUUUUGGGCGGUUUGACUUUGCCCCGUGUUCUUCUAUGUAUCUCUUUUCUUUUCCACCUUUGUCUUCUGAGAUGACUAAACAGUACCCUCUAUGCCCUCAAGACUAUGACGAGUCGUUAACGCGAGAGAUAGAUAAGGGGAUGACCGAACAGUGCAAUUUUCAUUCAAGCUGGUAUGUUAAAUUCUAGGUAGUCUCCGGUAUAUUAUAUGCUUCCGUAAAGCAUACAGUGUCAUCG
Aspergillus candidus is the source of this 1321-nucleotide messenger RNA. RefSeq lists its product as uncharacterized. Bases 259 to 1101 code for a protein of 280 amino acids. NCBI's taxonomy places the organism in Eukaryota, Fungi, Ascomycota, Eurotiomycetes, Eurotiales, Aspergillaceae. The record is from RefSeq and is a predicted model, not a curated record. The transcript has 2 exons.